AUGGGCUUUUCGUCUGUGGAAGAGAUCGAUACCCCUUUCGUUCUUCAGGACAAACAACCUGACGACAUAGCCCGGUUUUCUGCAAGUGCUCUUAUUUUUGUUAUGUGCCUCAACGGCGUACCUUCUACAUUCUUCUUGGUCUACGAGCACCGGUAUGUGAAGAUGAUGAAGUAA
Molecule: messenger RNA, 174 nt
Organism: Penicillium coprophilum
Lineage: Eukaryota; Fungi; Ascomycota; Eurotiomycetes; Eurotiales; Aspergillaceae
Exons: 1
Coding region: 1-174 (57 amino acids)
Source: RefSeq, a predicted model, not a curated record